This is a messenger RNA of Thalassophryne amazonica, 3210 nucleotides long. Its product is annotated as choline transporter-like protein 2. The record is from RefSeq and is a predicted model, not a curated record. Lineage: Eukaryota; Metazoa; Chordata; Actinopteri; Batrachoidiformes; Batrachoididae. Gene Ontology annotation, biological process: transmembrane transport; choline transport. The coding region runs from base 361 to 2481 and encodes 706 amino acids. The transcript is spliced from 22 exons. Gene Ontology annotation, molecular function: choline transmembrane transporter activity. Gene Ontology annotation, cellular component: membrane.
CCUUGCUGCCUUGUCGAUGAGUUAUUUGCCUGUUUGGAUGUGCGUCUAAUACCAAGGGCAGAGGAAUUGAGGAGCAAAAAGUUGGAGGUGGGAGAAUAACAAACUUGAAGUCUGUUGGAGGUGAACAGCUGGACUACAUAUUGGAACGUGAAGCUGUUUCAGCAGAAACAGGGAGAAGUCUGAGGUGGAGCGUUGCUGCCUGAGUUCUGUUUUUUUCCCCCCACAGACAGGUUGAACAGGUUUCUUCCUCUAUAAUACCUGUCUUCUCCCGCUCUCGAUUGUUUAUACUUGUGGGAGGGAGAAGGAGUAUAAAGGUUAUCCGUUCGUUUCAACUUUUUUCCCAGAAAGAAGACAUUCAACAUGCCUGAGGAUGGAGAAUAUUAUGGAAAACAUGGUGACCCAAGGAAAUUUGACCCCACAUUCAAGGGCCCAAUCCAUAACAGGGGCUGCACGGAUAUUGCAUGUUGCAUCCUCUUCAUUGUUGCCAUACUGGGUUAUAUUGCAGUUGGAAUACUUGCUUGGACUCAGGGUGACCCCAGGAAGGUGAUCUAUCCCACAGACAGCCGGGGUCAGUUCUGUGGACACUCCGGCACCCCGCUUGCGAACAAGCCACUAUUGUUCUACUUCAACAUCAUGAAGUGUGCGAGUCCCAUGGUGCUGCUGGAGUUUCAGUGUCCUACCACUCAGUUGUGUGUGGAAAAAUGCCCCGAUAAGUUCAUGACACUGUUAAAAGCCUACACUGACAGAAAUGACUUUGACUACUACAAGGAGUUCUGCAAGGAAGGUGUAACAAAUACGAUGGGUGUGCCAUCUAUCCUGAAGGAUGGUCUUUGUCCUGCCAUGUUGAUCCCCAGCACACCUUUCACUCGUCGGUGUUUCCCAGCUUUGGACAAGAAAGGAGGAGUGAUAACUGUGGGAAACAAGUCUCAGUUUACUGAUGAAUAUGGAAAAAUAAGAGAUGCCAAGGACUUAGUAGAUGGAGUCAAGAAUGCUACAGUGGCGAUUGAGGCUCGUCAAGCGGUCAUGAAAAUCUUUGAAGAUUACACCCAAUCCUGGUACUGGAUCCUAAUAGGAUUGGUUAUUGCUACGCUCCUCAGCCUGCUCUUCAUCGUCCUCCUGCGGUUCCUGGCAGGGAUCAUGGUUUGGAUCAUGGUCGUCCUGGUGAUUGGGGUCAUUGCAUAUGGUAUCUUCCACUGCUACAUGGAGUAUGCUUCCCUGAAAGGGGAACCUGGUGCAAAUGUAACUCUGCAGGAGCUGGGCUUCCAGACAGACUUCACAGUUUACCUGCACAUUAGACAGACGUGGCUGGCCUUCAUGAUUAUCCUGGCCAUUGUGGAGGUCAUCAUUAUCCUGCUGCUCAUCUUUCUCAGGAAGAGGAUCCUCAUUGCUAUUGCACUUCUUAAAGAAGCAAGCAGAGCCAUUGGACAUGUGAUGUGUUCCCUUUUUUACCCCCUGUUCACUUUUCUCCUCCUGGCCAUAGUUAUUGCUUACUGGGCAGUUACUGCAAUUUUCUUAUCUACCUCAAAUGAGCCCAUCUACAAAGUUUUUAACGAGACCGCGUGUGAGCACUCAAGAAAAACGUGUGACCCUGCUAACUACAGCAGCACUCAGAUGAAAGCACAGUGUCCUGAUUCGGAGUGCCUGUUUGCUUUCUACGGUGGAGAGACUGUUUACCACAAAUACCUGAUUGGAUUGCAGUUCUUCAAUGUCUUCAUGUUGUUUUGGUGUGCCAACUUUGUCAUGGCUCUGGGACAGAUGACUCUGGCUGGGGCCUUUUCUUCCUACUAUUGGGCCUUCGUUAAGCCAGAUGAUAUGCCGAAAUGCCCAAUUUUUUCAGCACUGGGGAGAUCACUCAGGUAUCACACAGGAACUUUGGCCUUUGGUUCCCUCAUCCUGUCAAUCAUUCAGAUCAUCAGGGUUCUGCUGGAAUAUCUGGACCACAGGCUGAAAGGAGCCCAUAAUAAGUUCACCAAGUUCCUGAUGUGCUGUCUGAAGUGCUGCUUCUGGUGUCUGGAGAAAUGUGUCAAGUUCUUAAACAGAAACGCUUACAUUAUGGUGGCAAUCUAUGGCAAAAACUUCUGCACUUCUGCCAGAGACGCUUUUUUCCUCCUCAUGAGGAACUUGAUCAGAGUGGCUGUCCUCGACAAAGUGACAGAUUUCCUCUUGUUUUUGGGCAAACUUCUUGUUGUGGGGCUUGUUGGUGUCUUUGCCUUCUUUUUCUUCUCUGGGAGAGUGAAGGCCUUUGAGAAUACAGCUCCAAAUCUCCAUUAUUACUGGGUGCCCAUAUUGACGGUGGUGAUCGGGUCGUAUCUCAUCGCCCAUGGUUUCUUCAGUGUUUAUUCCAUGUGUGUGGAUACGCUUUUCCUUUGUUUCUUGGAGGAUCUUGAGAGGAACGAUGGAAGUCCAGAAAGACCAUAUCUGAUGCCAGAGAGUCUCCGAAAAGUGUUGAACAAGAAGAACAAGACGCCAGCUGCCAAGUAGAGCGGUUCGUCUCGGUGUAAGAUUUGGUGUGACAACGCUGAGGUUAAAAUUCACUCCAGUUCUUCUUCAGUGGGAUAUCUUCAAGCUAGAGGUUUGGGCAGCGACCACAUGCCAACACUUAGACCCUUGGUGCCAAUCCAAUGUCAUUAUGUUCCUGCCAAAAAUCCGUUCAGAUUCUAAAAGGGAUCACAGCUCCGUGUGUGUUUUAAAUAAUUAUGGUUUUUAAGAGCUCAAGAUUCAGAGUGACUGUGAUGCUGUGAUUUUAAUAUCAGGUACUCAGUGUAAAGUUCUACAGAUUUUACAGUAUGAGACAUUAUUGCUUUCCAAACAGAGCUGACAUCAAAAAAUGUUCAGGGUGUUGUGGGUUUUUACCAAAAACCACUUAUUAUGGCCAUGUUUUAUUUUUGUUUGUUACAUGAAGUUAAUCUUAAAGAUGUAUAGUUAUUGUUUCUGCAUGUGUAAUUUUUUUAAAAUGAGAUAUUUGAAUAAAUAUUUGUUUUAUCAUUACCAAAGAUAUUUUAUUACCCCUUAAGAAGCAUCGCUGUGGUUUUGCUGACACAGUUAAGUUUCCUAACAUAUUUUUGUAUGUGGACAUUUAUCAGCCACAAUAUGGAGGCGAAAUGUCAGCUAAAAUUAAAAUGUCACUUUUUUUUUUUUUUUUUACUUUUGUUACAUUUUAGAUACGUGGAAUUUACUUCUGUUUUUCGGGAAAUAAAAUAUUGUACAUGA